Aspergillus brunneoviolaceus CBS 621.78 is the source of this 1232-nucleotide messenger RNA. Its product is annotated as YggS family pyridoxal phosphate enzyme. The record is from RefSeq and is a predicted model, not a curated record. NCBI's taxonomy places the organism in Eukaryota, Fungi, Ascomycota, Eurotiomycetes, Eurotiales, Aspergillaceae. Bases 106 to 936 code for a protein of 276 amino acids. The transcript has a single exon. Gene Ontology annotation, cellular component: intracellular anatomical structure. Gene Ontology annotation, molecular function: pyridoxal phosphate binding.
AUCUUCUCCAAAUAUCACCUCGAGACCCCUCCCCUCUUGAACAAACCAGCACCAACAACCCCCCCAAAUCCAGCACACGGGGAGCCUGACCAACACCACUCCAAAAUGGCCACCCCACUCACCGCGACCCCGUCCCGCACGGCAACCCUCCUCAGCAACCUCACCACCGUCUCCCUCCGCAUCACCACCGCCGCCACCUCGACCUCCACCACCACCUCCAGCCAGCCCAAAGAACCGCGCCUCGUCGCCGUCUCCAAACUCAAACCGGCCUCCGACAUCCUCGCCCUGCACACGGCCCCGCCCACCGGCGCCGGCCACCUGCACUUCGGCGAGAACUACCAGCAAGAGCUCCUCGAGAAGUCGCGGCUCCUGCCGGGGACCAUCCGAUGGCACUUCAUCGGCGGCCUGCAGUCGAACAAAUGCGUGACGCUGGCGCGGGAGGUCCGCGGCUUGUGGGCCGUCGAGAGCGUGGACAGCAAGAAGAAGGCCUCGCUGCUGAACAAGGGGUGGGGCGAGCGCGCCCCCGCGCUGCGGCGGGAGGACCACGCGGCCCGGCUGCGCGUCUUCGUGCAGGUCAACACCUCCGGCGAGGCGGAGAAGUCCGGCGUCGAGCCGGGCGGCGACGCGGUCGAGCUGUGUCGCUUCAUCCGCGAGGAGUGUCCGGGCCUCCGGCUGGCGGGCGUGAUGACUAUCGGGGCGAUUGCGAGGAGUCGGGCGGUGAAGGAGGGGGAGGAGAAUGUGGAUUUUCUGGCGUUGAGGGCGGUCAGGGAUGAGGUUGUGCAGGGGUUGGGGUUGGCGGGGGACGAGGGGUUGGAGUUAAGUAUGGGCAUGAGUGAGGAUUUUGAGGGCGCGAUUCGGUUGGGGAGUGAUGAGGUGAGGGUUGGGACGGGAAUCUUUGGCGAGAGGCCGCCGAGGGAGGAGGCGAGGGUUGUUUAGGGGGUUUUCGGGCGGGGGGAUGUGUAUGAAAAGACGGUUCGGGGGUUGUAGAUGUGGGUUUUGAGGAUGGGAUGGUAAUGAUUGCUGGGUUCGGCUGUAAUAUGUACUCUAUGGUUACACUACAUGAUGUGGUAUCAAAAGUUUAGACUAUCGUCUAUCGCUGGCGCUUCUCUAUAUGCUGCGCUGCGCUAAUCGACCAUGAGAUCCACCCCUACGCCCCGCAGCGCGUCUACCACCCAGCUGGGAUAGUUCGACUUCUCACCAUAUAGAUUGGCGAAGAAUUCGCGCAGGAACGU